Messenger RNA from Armigeres subalbatus, 921 nucleotides. RefSeq lists its product as uncharacterized. The transcript has 2 exons. Lineage: Eukaryota; Metazoa; Arthropoda; Insecta; Diptera; Culicidae. The record is from RefSeq and is a predicted model, not a curated record. The coding region runs from base 1 to 639 and encodes 212 amino acids.
AUGAUGAAGUAUUUUAAUCUAAUAAACGUGACUUAUUUGUGGACGUUGUGUUAUUCCAUCAUUGAACACCCUCACAACACCAUGAACGCGUUCGUUUCCAUUUUCAGCGUAUUACUUCUCUACCACUUUUUCGGUCGUCAACCUCCGCUUCGUGUAACAUUUGAACGACUUCAACAGCUUUCCGGGGCAGAUGUGGCCAACUUUACCGGUUUGCGGCUUUACGGAACCAACGAUUCCACCCAGUUUUUGAACGGAUCGUGGCAGCUUCUUCAAGAUCUGGACAACAAUUGGAUACACCUGGUUCGAUUAUGGUACCAAUCGCCGACAACGGCUACCGAUGGAACAUUCUAUCCGGUUCAGAUGGCUGAUCGGUCGAUACGGGUGUGCGACUACCUGAACAGUGAGCUUUAUCGCUCGUGGUGGGCACGUAAUCGUUAUGCAGUGAAUUAUCCGGAACCACAACCCGGACGUUGGAUCUGUCCGUUUGCCACGGGGACAUACCAUGCACGUUGGAUUGUUCUUGAAAAGGGAAUUCUGCCGUGGGUUACCAAGAUAGGACUGUACCGAAUGGAGUUCUGUUUGGCUAAUAAUGGAAUAGUUCGGAUGGUGCAUGCGCUGUAUGUUAGGGUGCAUCCAUAGAGCAGUAUGACUGAUUAAAGUGGCUAAGAAAAUGUUUUGAACCGUAUGAAUUUUAUUUCCUUUCAAUGAAUUUAGAGUACAUCACAAGCAUAUUAAAAUAGAUGUGUUCUGUUCAGAACGUUGCGCUGACAUGUCAAAUAUUUGGUUAUAUGUAUCCCUUUAUCUUCUUAAAUCGACCAGGUCUUCCUUCAUGCAAUGGUGAUUUUCUUCUCCACCAUCAUUUACAAGUGCUCGAAGAUAUCUCAUAAAGCACUUCACCUACAUCCACCGAGUGAUUGAGGA